Messenger RNA from Drosophila santomea, 8643 nucleotides. Its product is annotated as mucin-17. Gene Ontology annotation, biological process: transcription by RNA polymerase III. The transcript is spliced from 10 exons. NCBI's taxonomy places the organism in Eukaryota, Metazoa, Arthropoda, Insecta, Diptera, Drosophilidae. Gene Ontology annotation, molecular function: protein binding. Gene Ontology annotation, cellular component: transcription factor TFIIIC complex. Bases 279 to 8411 code for a protein of 2710 amino acids. The record is from RefSeq and is a predicted model, not a curated record.
UAAUUCGAGUUGCACAUGCUUGAUCUUUUAAGAAUUUAAAAAGUGAAAAAUGUCUAGACAGCGGUCUAUAAUAAAGUAAAACUAGUGCUGGUGAUCAGUAUUAGAUUUAAAAAAGCGAGUUUUAUGUAAUUGUCACUGCGUGGAUAACGUCGGAUUAAAAAAAGAUCCAGGAACAGAUAGGCGUGCAAACUAAACGAGUGUGAAAGAAUUUGGACUUCUGUCGUCACUCUCAUGAAAUAGCUGUGCCAGUCUUACGAGAAUUUCCAAAAAACAACGAAAUGGACGACUCCAAAAGGCAGGUCAUCAUGGGUCCACCGGCGGCAGUGACCAGCACCUCCAACCAACCGCAGCCCGUUAAUCCCAGCAUUUACCCUCCUCCACAAGCGACCAAAAGUGCUGCAGCACCGCCCAAGCGGAUAAUUAAGAAGAUUCAGCUGGAUUUCAACAAGCUUAAGGAGGCUGGACUCGACAGGCAGCUGGCCGAGGUGCUCAGGAAGCAGAAGCUGGAUGCCAAGAGGGUGGGCCACCCAUCGUCCAACACUCUUUCCACCUCUGCCGCAGCGCAGUCGACGCCAACUGCGGCAGAGAGCAAAUUGCAGUCGCCACAACAACAAUUGCGUCAGCCUGCACCUCAGCCCUUGGUAAAGCGUAUUAUGAUCUCGGAAUAUAUCGAGAAGGUGGUGCCCAUCCAGCCGAUCCCAAACACAACGGAUGGUGACCGUUCCAAGCAAGUGAAGGCGCUAUUAAAGAACAGGAUACUAAACAAGAGCUUGGUCAUGAACACGCAUUCCCAGCAGAAGCCAACAACUUCCAAGGCAGCAACCAAGAUGCCACCACCUGUCUGCCACGAUUCAGCUCCUCGUAGUGGCGGGAUUUCCCCAUCUCCUGCAGCCUUUUCCGUGCCCAUUGCCAAGGCGGACUUGAAUGUCCGACCAAAGCAGCCCCCACUUUUGCUCAAUUUGGUCAAUCAGCUGCCCAAACAUCGAGCCAUGUGCAUAUCGAGUAACAGUCCGUUGGUAAACCAGCAUGGGACUACUGAACAGAUUUCAGUACAUCAUGUUUCACCAAGUCCACAGAGAAUGCCAGUACAACAAACUCCGCAUGUUUCAAGCCAUCUUAAUCCAGCUCCAGAGAUUUCUACAGCUCGAGCAGCUGCUGCUGCUCCCACACAACUUCACAGGACACCAUCACCGCCGCUAAUUGUGCUGGAGAACAAGGUGUUGGCACCCAAUGAGAAGAUCGAUUUGAGUGGGCUUCGCCUGCCAAAUGCUCCGGUGGAAGCUAAGAAUUCUGCGGAUACCGCUGCUACUGCUACACCGAAUAUCCAAUCUAAGGUGAUCAAGGGCAAGGUUAUUAUGAACGCCAAUAAGUUUAAGGUAUCCCGGGAAAAACUGGCAGAGAUGGCCAAAGAGAUUCGUAAUCAGGUGGAUCAGGUGAAACAACCUCAAGUUAUGAAAACACUAAAUUCAAUAGAAGUUAUUUCCAAAAUUGAAACUACUAACACAAUACUUCAACCAAAACGAACUUCGCCUUUCUCUUCACCAACUCUAAAAGGAAAUAUCGCUCCUUUGUAUAAUUCAAAACCUAAUAAAACACCAGAUUUGCCAGCUGGCUCAAGUAUUCGUUUGAAUCCAUUACCAGUAGAAUCUACAAUACAAACUAUGGAUUCGAAAGAGUCUAUUGAAGAGCAGGCAAUAGACUUUCCUACAUCAGUGCCUACAACAACUGAAGAUCAAAUUACUCCUGAUUCAAAUCCAUCUCUCAAACAGCCAGAAUUCCCACCAACAAUUUCAGAAACGGAAGGAGUCAAGACUUUCGCAAAUCCUCUUGACUUUCCUGUAUAUAUUCCGACAACUCCGGAGCCAAAAUCAGUCACGACCACAGAGGCGAGCCCUCUAAAAUCUUUUGCUGAAUUAAUAGAUUAUCCGGAAGUAAAUGCUGUUAAAUCAAGUACUCCUGUAUAUAUUCCAAUAACUUCGGAAAGAGGUAAUUUGACAUCAGAGGUUACCACAGAUUCAAACGCGCUUGAUUUGCCUAACCCAAAAAACAUGCCUGAAGAACUAAAGACGGAUUUGGUUACCUCUGUCCCCCCAACACCCAAAUCGCAUAAUACGAAAAACGCAGAAAUAGGUGAUUUGGAUUCCCAAGCGGACACAUCAGCAAAUGAUAACGAACAAUCGAGUUCUUCUGGGGCUACAUCACCAGUGCAUAAAAUCCAAUCCGCAGUAGAUUUCAUAGCUCAGCUGACAGCUGAAAAUCCGCUGGAUGAAAGCAGCUUUAUGGAUCUUUCACCGGAAGAGCAAAGGUUAAGUGCUCUGUUUGGAUUUGGAGGAUGCUCGUUUCCUAGUGCGCCGAUUGAGCAACCCGUGGAUGAGCUGCCCAUCGGAAAGAUCGUCAAAAUGGACGAUAUGAAUAUAUUGCACGCUACUUUGGACAUAAACAGCGACAGUACGAACGUACUGCGGAUCAGUCCAAACGCAGUGAGAAUGCAAAGCAGUGUUUCAGCAUUGGAUAAAUCAUUGCUUGAGUUAGAUGUGGCAGACUCAGCACUGGAGGAGACUAAUAUACAGAUUAACUUCCCAACACCAGUAGAUACCACUGCAAUCGAAUCAGAAAGUGUGAAAUCUUCGGUAGAUAUCACACUACUUGAAGAAACCAAAGAAGUAACCUCUGUUAUUACAACUUUGUCAGAAAAGUCUGACGAAAAAUCACAAGUGCCUUUGGAGGAGGUCAAGACAGUGUCAGAUCCAGAGCCAUCAAAGGAGGUCAAUCCUCCCGUGAAAAGGGCACCUAUCAGAUCCAAAAAAGCUAAAAUUAAUCUAGUGCAACGCACUAAAAGACCAAGUAUCCCAAAGCCGAUGGAAGUGAAGAAAGCCAAGUUAGAUUUUGAAGAGGAAGACGAGCAGGCGUUGGCUAUCGAUCACAGCCUGAUGGAGGAUCGAUACGGAGUCCCUGGAAUCGAGGUAAUUGACCAUUCAGCUAUCCUAAGCUCAGACCAAAUAAAUCAUAAUUUAUCUAGUGUUAAUUACAAUCCAAAGGUGCCAGCAGAUGAGAAGCAGCGUGAAGAAGAAAUCAGUCCAAUUCAAGAAGAAGAUUCAGCUAAAAUCCAAGACAAAGACGAUGAGAGUGAAAUAAACUCGCAGAAAGUAGAUCAAACGCAGUCGAAAUCUGCAUCAGAACGAGACCUAACCCAGUUGUAUCACCCACCCAAAAUGCCCAAAAAUAAAUCAACACACCAGACCAGUAGUCAAGACACCCUAGAGGAUCCACAAGCCGCAUCGUCAAGCAGUAAUGUCUCCCUAUGGGAUGUCCUCUCACAGGAACCACCAGUCCCACAGGGCGACCCGCAGUUACCAUUUCGAAAGGACUCCAAGGAGUUAAAUACCAGUGCAAAUAGCUCAGUUGAUGUCACAGGAAUACAGAAUUUAAUUGGCCACUUAACUGCCGAGAAGGUGGUGCCACAAACCAAAAAGCUAUCGCCAACUGCUAAAUCAGAAGAAGCAUCUAGAGUGCCACCGCGCAAGAAGCUUGUUAAGACACGUCCUGUUCUCAGCAAGAGAUCCACAAAAGCUGGCCAGAAAAACCCGACGGAGAAGUCCGUGCAUUUUGAAUUUCUCCAUCCAGUUAGCGCGAAUGCGGGAAAUCGGGUUCCCACUUCCAGCACUAGUGAUGAUGAUAGCUCCAUAUUUCUGGGCUUCGAUGAUAACGAAGGGAAACGUUCUAGGACUCCAGUAAGAAGCAAGCGAGUGAAACAAAUGAAGAUCAAUGAAACGGACAUCAGCGAUGAUGCUACACCCGAUCACGAUGAGACCGAGGAGGAGCAGCAGUCUAUGGAGAUACAGCAACCAGUGAAGAGCUCUGAGGCUGUUUCUCUGUUUACUUUUAACCAUCACAAGGUUGUGGAAGCUUCUUCUGAUGAUUCAGAUAGCAGUAAUGCUGGUCCUUCUAGUCCAAUAGAUUUUGGAGGUAACAUGUCGAUGGAUGACAGCAAAACGAGUAAAGAGUGUCCAAAGAAGAAUGAAACCGCAUGGGAAGAAUUGGUAAAUGAAAAGCCAAUUGCCGGAGACGCAAUUUCCCCUUUAAAAUCCGCUAUUGAAUCAACAGAAGAUUGUCCAGGAAUUGAUGAUCAACCUAGCACGGAUGUGGAUGCAUCUAAUCAUAGAGAAGAAUCAUCUUUCUGUGCUCCCAACGACAAUGAGGACCAAAUAUCUCAGAGAGUCAUAGAUGAAAAACAGCUAGAGCCUGUGAUAAGCGAAAAGGAUUCCAUAACUAUUGACAGCAGUUCACAAAACAGAAGAAGAAAGUCAACAAAAUCAAUUUCAAUUACUGUAACGGAAACUCCUGAUGAAGAUGAUAAUGAUAGUUCAAUUACUAGCAGAGUCAACGAAAAGCGAGUUACUAGAAGUCCUUUAAAAACACCAGAAUCCUUGGAAAAUACUGGUACGAUUAAAAUGAAGGAAAAGCAGGAAGAUGUAUCAACUGAGAAGCCAGUCUCAUCCUUAAGAUCUAGGGGAAAAAGAAAGACAGGAAAUUAUAUCAAAAAGAUCGAUGAGCCCCAAGAAGUUAAUAAUUCAGAACUAACUUCUGAAAAAACAAGUUUCGCAAAAAAAGACGAAGAAAUUACAGAACUAGAAGAUCCUGAACGAUUGGCGACAGGUGAUAGAACAGAAGGCACAGAUACAAUAGAAAAUCCGAAAGACAAAAUCACCGUGGAAAACACUGAUACUAAAGAAAAAAGAAAAUCUCGUUUUAAAGCUCUUAAAGAUUCUAAGAAAGAAGGGGAAGAUAUUCAAGCUCCUGAGGACGAUGCGAAUUUGACAAAAGACGAUUUACCUUCAACUAUUGAGAAUAAUAUAAGUUCAGCUGAGAAUCUAAAAGACCAAAAGCCCGUUGACGUUCCGGAGGUAUCCGUAAAAUCAAAAAGAAAUCGAAAAUCUCUUUGUGCAACACCAAAAACUCAAGUGCCACCUGUUAUUCAGCCUGAACCAGUAUCAAAUCCUGUAUCAUCUUCAGAAAAUUCGGUACCUACGAUGGACGUUGAUGUGUCAGAGGAGAACGAGGCAAAAAAUAAGCGAAAAACUCGAAGUAAAUCUCCAAAAACAAGAGGUUCAUCAACUAUUAAGCAGAUUGCAAGUCCAGAAAGUUAUGCAAUUAAAGAUUCAAAUGUACAAGCUAUAACUGAAAGUUCGACGAGACCAACUAGACAAAGGCAAUCUCGUUACAGUAAAGCUAAAUCAACUUCCAAAACUCCGGCAGAUUCUGAACCUGAAAAACUAACCGAAAGCGGCAUAUCAGGUGUUAUUCAAGAUUCAGGUGAGGCAAAAGCUGGUGCAUCAGAGAAACCAAGCGUAGACGUAAAUUUGAAACUUAAAAAGAAUUCCUGUGAGGAACAAGAAGAACAAAAAAUAAGAAAAAAACGGCAAUCCCAAAGUGGAACAUCAAAAGUAAUAGUUCCACCAGUAACUGAGCCAAAAUCUGAUUUAAUUCCGGAGAAAUCACCUACAGAGAAUAAAGAUGAUAGUGGUCAAGUCCAAAAAGAACAGAUAGAGCCGACAACGUCUAAAAAUUCGAGGGGAACACGACAAUCUCGAUCAAUAGCAUCUUCAAAUACUCCAGCCACUACGGUUGCCACACCUUCAGAAGAUCCUCAGUUGGCUAAAAGUGAUUUUGCCAAACGAAGGACUUCGUCUCGAAAAGAAUCAGUCCCAACAGACACGACAUCCUUAGUUAACGUUCCAGAAGAAAGUGCGGCUAUAGAAUCGGCUCCCAAAAGAGGCAGAAGGAGUAAUAUCUCUAGUGUAACACCUGACACCUCAACACCGAAAUCAAGUAAAUCUGGGCCUCUAAAUGCUAGUGAGAUGAUCCCGCCAACAAGUGAAGAACCGAAGGUUCCAGCAAAAAGGGGAAGAAAGCGCGCUCCUUCUUCUGAUAUACAAUCUCAAGCAGCCAAAAAGUUAAAGACUGAGGAAAGUUCGGAAACCGAAAGAGUAGCUGAUUUUAAUCUUCGCCUUCUGCUCAUAAGAAAGCGGGAUCAGUUGGACACAGACGAAGUGUUAACCGAUGAUGGAAAGGGGCAGGGUCCUCUGCAUUGUGGCUUGUGUAUGGCGCGCAGCGAUAAGAACAAUUGGCAGCGCCAUUUAGGAGAGCAUUAUGGCGUUGGUUGGCUUGUGGGGGAAACACCCAAGAAUAUCACACGUGCUGGUAUAAUGACAAUGAUGAAGAACUAUCUUCAGAAAAACGUAGGAAAACUAACUUGCCGCCUUUGUAAUCAUCAAUUGGGAUCGUACUUGGGCAUGAUGCUCCAUCUGGAGGGAUGUGGCAACAAGCAGCGUUUUCAGUGCGAAUUCUGCCAGCGCUCCUAUACCAAACUCUCACUUCCGGUCCAUAUAAGAACUUGUCCGAAGCGCCUAGCGCCCCAGGUCAUUGAAGAUCCGGAAGACGCGGAUAGAGAUGGCAAAGAAACCGUUUUUAGUAAUGCUGGCCGUGCGAAGCGGAAGUCUACUAUUAAAGCCGAAACCAAGUUAAAGAAAAUUGGAGAAGCCCUCACCACCCAAAAGUCGGGGGAGGGGGCUACCGCAAAGAACGAUUUCGAUGGCGACUCAUCAGACUAUGAUAUGACCAAGGACAAGGAGUCUUCUGAGGAAUAUGAUUCGGAAGGAGUGGAUUCCAAUGAGGACUGCAUAAGCAGCGAAGGUGAGGGCAGUCUUGGCGACAAUUUCUCCACAUCCAAGCAGUCGAAAGCAAACCGACGCGGAGACAUUGACAGGAAACGAAUAUAUAAACGACCAGUAAAUGUGGGAGAGUGUCAGCAGAAGCCUUUACUGUCGCGUUAUCAUCACCUGGAGGCUAGAGCGACCCAUAAAUGGAAUGAAUUCGUGCAACGCAAUUAUGGAGCUGCUGCUUUAUUCACCCAUCUGCUGCCCAGCUAUUCGAAUAUCUCUAGAAAAGAUGCAGAUGGUUUGUUACCCCCCAGAAACAUACCAUCUAUGCGCUAUGCGUAUGGUAAAGUUAUGAACAAAGACGAUUGGAGACAAUUGUCACCGUUUGAGGGCUUCAACAAAGAAGGUGAAUAUGUCGGCUAUCUGGGGAGUUCGAUUAAGAAACUUGAGUGGGUCCCCCUUCCUCCGAAAGCUGCGAGUCAAUACCUUCUAUGUUCCGUGCGCUCAAAGAUGAAAACCUUUGCAAGACACACAAAAUUAAAAGAUGAUGAUGGUUUAUUGAUGUUACUGAAGUGUAAUGCCAAGAAUGCAGGCAAAUCAUGGACCCUGAGACCAGAAUUUCAUUAUGGAGUUCAUGUACCCGAUGGACCUGUUCAUAGUUUUUCAUUUUUGCCCAGUGGUGGCUAUGAUAAGUCUUCAAAUCGAUUAGCCGUAUUGGCUGUGGCAAAUACGUUGAGUAGUGUUCAAAUCUAUGCCCUUCCAUUGGAGCUGGCCAAUGAUGAAAAUACCGACGACAAGGUGGUCAUCCAACUAGAUUCAUUGAUUACGCUUACAUUGGAUAUAAACAAUCCUGUGCAGGAUCAGUGCACCAAAAUUUGCUGGUCGCUGUCUUCGGGACACAAUUUUCUAGCAACAGGCUAUAGCAGCGGUCACUUUGCAUUAUGGGACAUUGACGAUAAGGACAAUUUGAAUUGUUUCAACAGAAAUAAUCAGACUCAUUUUGUGCCUGUAAAUUUUCAAUACGUAGGCGAGCGGAAUGUCCAAUAUAUGGAUCUGCACUAUGACAAUAAUGGUCCACGGUGGCUUGCAGUUGGCACUUCUAUACGUCAAUUUAAAAUUUAUGAUAUUGCGAACUGGUCGAACCCAUAUAUACUGACACAAGACACCAUUUCCAGUCUUUAUAUGGCUAAUUUAACCUGGUCACCUAUUUGUGAGACCCUUGUAGUUAGUAGUUCACACUUUUUUCGUACUAUAGCAGUUAGUCCCUCGGGUAUACAAUUCGAGCACAGAACCCUUGAUGGAACCCUAACAACGACACGGGAAAUGCACACGAAUUGCCAGCAAAAUCACAUGGUGUUUGUAACUGACAACGGCGACUUAGUAUUCCUGGAUGUGCGAGAUCUUAACUGUGGCCCUGCUCUGCUAAAGUCAACGGUCAACUCACGUGCCGUAUCCACUACCGAGUUGCACCACUUGGGCUCAUCUGCUCCGAAGGCCACGGAUCCCAUCACCCCCGAUGACUUCCUCCGGGACUAUGGGUUGCAAAUUAAUCCCCUGGUCCCUGAGCCCCACAAACGAAAGUCGACAUACUUGAGCGCCAAACGUAGACCGCAAAACAUACACUCUCUGGCAAUGACCAGAUUCAAUUGCGUUCGUUGCAAUUGGAAUUCGUCCACUCAUACGUGGGUGGCCAUGGGCGCAGAACAUGGCUUGUUGCGAAUCCUUAACUUCGAUCGAGAUAAAUUUUUUUAAAGGAUUUUGUGGAAACACUCUAAUAACUGAAAUCUUCUGAACAAGCACUAUCUGAGAUUAUAACUUAUUGUUUUACCAUAUAAGAUGAUUAGUUUUAAAACUCGUCAGAAAUUGUUUGAUUGUAAUUUAUUUAUAGCUGUUGUAAAAAUAUAUAUAUUAUAUAUUUUAUAUGGAGUUACUGUAGUUUAUAUAAAAUAUAUUUACCUGCUUUGCAAGCAAAGAUUGCAACUUA